AUGGGUGAAAGCCUUUGCAAUGCUUUCUUCAGAAGUAGAAUAAUGAACGAUAGAAAAAGAAGCAUUGGCCUAUGGGCCAUCGCAUUGUACAUUUCAAGAUUGUUUGGUAAAUCGCAGCGAUACACACCUGAAGAAUGGAGAGAGAUCAUGAAAUCACAUCCUUACAUUCCCGCAGGAGAAGACGGGGUUCGAUCACCGUGUCCAGUGCUGAAUACAUUUGCCAACCAUGGUUUCCUACCGAGAAAUGGUCGCAAUAUUACAAAGAAACAACUCGUAGAUUGGUUCAAGAUGUUAGGAGUGAAAGAGUCUAUGGCAGGACCUUUCGUGAGUGGCGUCUUCUAUCUCUAUCGUCGCCCUUCAACCCCGCGUUCGUGGAAGAAUCCUCUCGGAAUGGCUUCUACGAUUGACCUCGAUUGGCUCGACACUCAUGGCUUGAUCGAACACGAUGUGUCACUUAGUCGAAGAGAUGCCAAUAUCCCGCCUUACGAUGCUGUGCACGUCGUGCCAGAAUAUGUGAAUCAAAUGGUUCAGAUCGCUCAAAAAUCUCAUCUUGGAAUCGAACCCGUGGAAUUCGACCUUGCCAACUACUUUGAUCACCGGAAACUUCGUUGGCUCACCUGUAUCGAAGAAAACCCAAAACUGGACUUUUCAUUCGUGCGCCAGGUUAGUGCUGCGGCUGAAGCACAAGUAUUUCUCCAGACGAUAGGACGCAAUGACAAGAUCCCUAUAUCACAACUUUGCAGCUUUUUCAUGGAAGAAAAAAUCCCCGAAGAUUGGUAUCCGAUUGCCAAGCCGAUGAGCAUCACCAAGUCACAAAUCAGCGUUGUGCGAUACAUCCGAGGUGUAAAGAAGAGCAAGGCGACCCUGGAUAUGCUGAACGACACAGAAACGGCCGGCGAGUAG
This is a messenger RNA of Radiomyces spectabilis, 903 nucleotides long. RefSeq names its product Chloroperoxidase. The transcript is spliced from 4 exons. The record is from RefSeq and is a predicted model, not a curated record. Gene Ontology annotation, molecular function: peroxidase activity. The coding region runs from base 1 to 903 and encodes 300 amino acids. Lineage: Eukaryota; Fungi; Mucoromycota; Mucoromycetes; Mucorales; Radiomycetaceae.